GGAGUUGCUAUAAUUCAUAUCAAUCAACCAGUCUUUGUAGCCUGUUUCACUUUUUCCUAACCGAAAAAAUGCCUGAAAAAUCAAUCCCUCUUCUCACUCCAUACAACAUGGGAAAAUUUGAGCUCUCUCACAGGAUUGUGUUGGCACCAAUGACAAGAUCAAGAUCAUAUGGUUAUGUACCUCAACCUCAUGCAGCAUUGUACUACUCUCAGAGAACUACCGAGGGAGGCCUCCUCAUAACCGAGGCCACCGGCGUCUCCGAUACUGCCCAGGGUGUUACUAUGUACCCAGAGACUCCAGGAAUAUGGACAAAUGAGCAGGUGGAGGCAUGGAAGCCAAUCGUGAAAGCCGUGCAUGACAAGGGUGGGAUCUUCUUCUGCCAGCUCUGGCAUGUUGGAAGAGUCUUCAAUGUUGGUCAGCCAAACGGGCGAGUGCCCAUCGGCUGUAGCGACAAAGCCAUUCAGCAAGAAGGAUUCUUUCCCCCUCGAAGAUUAAGAACCGACGAAAUCCCUCAAAUUGUCAAUGAUUUCAGACUUGCUGCGAGAAAUGCAAUUGAUGCUGGCUUUGACGGAGUAGAAAUCCACGGAGCAGCUGGCUACAUCAUUGACCAAUUCAUGAAGGACAGCGUCAACGACCGAACCGACGAGUAUGGUGGCAGCCUAGAAAACCGCUGCCGCUUUCCUCUCGAAAUAGUCUCCGCCAUAGUCGAUGAAAUCGGAGCUGAUCGAGUCGGAAUCCGACUGUCUCCUUUCGCAAAAUUCUUGGACGCCUAUGACUCCAAUCCAGAGGCCCUUGCGAUGUACAUGGUCGAGUCCCUAAACAAAUACAAUAUUCUCUAUGUUCAUAUGUUUGAAGCGGUGAUGGCCAGUGCCGAUGGACCGAGGCCGCAUAGCUUGUCGCCGAUGAGGAAGAAGUUCAACGGGACGUUCAUCGCCGCCGGUGGGUUCGAUAGGGAGGAAGGAAAUAAGGUGGUGGAUGAAAAUUACACUGAUUUGGUUUCAUAUGGUAAGAUGUUCUUGGCUAACCCUGACUUGCCUAGGAGGUUUGAGCUUGACGCUCCCUUAAACAAGUACGAUUACACUACUUUUUAUACCCCGGAUCCUGUUAUCGGGUACACGGAUUAUCCAUUUCUCGACUCUUCAGCUUAGGGAGAUGGUUCCUUUUGGUUUGAAUAAGCUUAGGGAGAUAGUUCAACGAAAGGAUAUUUGAUGCGUUCCUUGAGCUUUUAUGUCAUGAAGAGGGGACAAGCUGAUUUAUUGUCAUGUAAUAAAGGAGAGAUGUAAUCUCAUGAAGAGUAUGCAUCUUCAUUUAUGAAUUAAGUGGAGUCUAUGCUGAGUUAUCUUGUUCUCAA
Molecule: messenger RNA, 1351 nt
Organism: Asparagus officinalis (garden asparagus)
Lineage: Eukaryota; Viridiplantae; Streptophyta; Magnoliopsida; Asparagales; Asparagaceae
Product: 12-oxophytodienoate reductase 1-like
Exons: 5
Coding region: 69-1148 (359 amino acids)
Molecular function (GO): FMN binding; oxidoreductase activity
Source: RefSeq, a predicted model, not a curated record